This is a messenger RNA of Columba livia (rock pigeon), 8763 nucleotides long. RefSeq names its product regulatory factor X7 (gene RFX7). Gene Ontology annotation, molecular function: DNA-binding transcription factor activity, RNA polymerase II-specific; RNA polymerase II cis-regulatory region sequence-specific DNA binding. The record is from RefSeq and is a predicted model, not a curated record. Lineage: Eukaryota; Metazoa; Chordata; Aves; Columbiformes; Columbidae. Gene Ontology annotation, biological process: regulation of transcription by RNA polymerase II.
GGCCCCGGCCCCCUCCCCGGCGGCGGCGCGGGGCGGCCCGUCUGCUCGGGCAGCGCCGAGCCUGCGCACUCGGCGCCCGGGCGGGCACGGCGGCCGCGGGGCGAGGAGCGGCGGCGGCGCGGGGCGGGCCGGGCCAGGUGCUGCGAAGCGGGGGAGCGCGGAGCGACCCUGCGCGGGGGCGGCGGCCGGGCCGCCAUGCGCCUUGCCGAGGGCCGGGCUCGCCAUCCUGCGGCGUAGCGGCGGGACGCGGCUCGGCUCUCCGCCCGUGAUGUCCCCCGGGCAGCGGGGGAAGGCGACUCACUCAAGGGCUGCGGCAGAGGCCUAGUGCGCCCAGCGCCGCUCCGCGUCCCCGCGCCCUCAUGGCCGAGGAGCAGCAGCCGGAGGGGCAGCCGCCGCGGCGGCUGGCCGGCACCCCCGCGCCCGGCGGGGCCCUGCCGGCCCUGGUGCCGGGGCUGCAGGGCUGCGAGGCCAGCGCGCUGCAGCACAAGAUCCGCAGCUCCAUCUGCAAAACUGUACAAUCUAAAGUGGACUGCAUUUUGCAAGACGUUGAGAAGUUUACAGACCUAGAGAAACUCUACCUCUACCUUCAGCUGCCUUCGGGUCCCAGCAAUGGAGACAAAAGCGAUCAGAUCUCCAUGUCGUCCAGCCGUGCCCAGCAGAUGCACGCCUUCUCGUGGAUACGGAACACCUUGGAAGAGCACCCCGAGACAUCCCUUCCCAAGCAGGAGGUUUAUGAUGAAUACAAGAGCUAUUGUGACAAUCUUGGCUACCACCCAUUAAGUGCUGCUGACUUUGGAAAGAUCAUGAAAAAUGUCUUUCCAAAUAUGAAGGCCCGUCGUCUAGGCACAAGAGGCAAAUCAAAAUAUUGCUACAGUGGACUGCGGAAGAAGGCUUUUGUGCAUAUGCCAACGCUGCCCAACCUUGACUUUCAUAAAACUGGAGAUGGGUUGGACGGGGCAGAGCCGGCUGGGCAGCUGCAAAGUGCUGAUGAGGAAGUCUCUGCGGCCUGCCGGCUUGUUUGUGAAUGGGCCCAGAAAGUGCUGAGCCAGCCUUUUGAUACGGUCUUGGAAUUGGCUCGUUUCCUUGUAAAAAGUCACUAUAUCGGUACCAAGUCAAUGGCAGCUUUAACAGUAAUGGCAGGGGCACCAGCAGGAAUAAAAGGGAUCCCCCAGCCCUCAGCUUUUAUACCUACUGCUGAAAGUAAUUCCUUUCAACCGCAAGUGAAAACUCUGCCAUCUCCUGUUGAUGCCAAGCAGCAGCUGCAGCGUAAGAUUCAGAAGAAGCAGCAAGAACAGAAACUGCAGUCUCCUUUGCCAGGAGAGUCUCCAGCAAAGAAAACAGAAAGCACUGCAACCAACGGCGUGACCAGUAUAUCUAACGGAAGUCCUGCAAUUCUGUCUCCUCCACCUAUUGGCAUUGUUGUGGCAGCUGUCCCCAGCCCAAUACCGGUGCCAAGGACCAGGCAGUUGGUGACAUCUCCAAGUCCUAUGGGAUCGUCUGAUAGCAAGGUCCUGCCACUCAACGUUCAGGUGGUCACCCAGCACAUGCAAUCAGUCAAGCAGUCACCAAAGACUCCCCAGAACGUUCCUGCCAGUCCAGUUGGUGACCGCUCUGCCCGGCAUCGCUACCCACAGAUCUUACCGAAGCCAGCAAACACCAGUGCUCUCACCAUCCGCUCUCCCACGACGGUGCUCUUUACCAGUAGCCCAAUCAAGACUGUUGUGCCAGCUCCACAUGUGAAUUCCUUAAAUGUGGUAAAAAUGACAGCAAUAUCUCUAGCCCCAAGCAGCAGUAGUGUGCCCGUCAAGCAGACGCCUUCAGCUAGCAGUAAUGCAGGAGCAGUGGAAGAAGGGAGGACUGGUCCACAGAUCAAAAAUGGAUCUGCUGUUUCGCUUCAGUCUCCAGGAUCCAAGCCUAGCACUGUUGUAGCUACACCUGCAGUCAAGAUCAAAAUGGAACCAGAAGUAUUGCUGGAUGAGAACUCAGUACAGAGCCAAGAGAGCUCUGAGAUGUCUAAGUCCAUAAAGGCAACCCCUGACCUGCCUCCUGCUCAACUAAUUAAUUUUGAGGUUGCAACCUUGAAGGUUUCAGCUGAUGAUGUUGUGGAGGUAAAACCAGUUAAGGGCUGUGAUCAGGGAGCUGAAGAAGCAGGAACCAAAUAUAAAACACAAUCUAAUGAGAUCCCGCCAGUUUCUUCAGUAGGCAAUAAUCAAAGCACUCUAAAGCUCUCAGUUGCCAAUCAGAACUUGUCCAGCACCAGCAUCGGUUCACCUCCUACUGGUGAGUCUGUGAUUAAAGACAAAACAUGCACUAAAAGUCCAAGAAAGCGACAACCUUCUACACUUCAGGAUUCCCAGGUACCGCCUGUAAAGAAACCACUGGUGGAGCAGCUUUCAACUGGUAAUGUUGUGGAGAGUCAAAAAGCAAAUGGCGUUAAGAAGUCUCCGAAGGUUGGAUCAUUAGCUAACAGUGACAAUACAGCAACACUUGCUCAAGUUUCCAGCACAAUACCUGUACCUUCUGCAGCUGCAGCAAACUUGGCAACAGACCUUUCCGUGAGCACCGAUUUAAAUACUGGUGAUUCUACUUUAGAACAGGAGCUUGCAGCAGUACCAUCUCCAGAUAUAAAAGUAAAAUUGGAAGGGAACAUGUUUAUCAUAGAAAGUGAUUCAAAAUCUGAUGGCAGCUUUAACCCAAGUACAUGGCACCAUAUCACCAAAACCUCCGACUUUGCAUCUGUGAAUUGUGAGCAGCAGGAUCUCAGCGUGAUGGCAAUUGCAGGGCACUCCGGCGACUUACAGGAAUCAGCAUGGCAGCCAGUGCACUGCGAAGAUAUACAGCAGGAUGCGUACAGCCAGCAGUUACAGAGCCAGAUCCAGGACUCCUCCUUGGCUCAGAUACAAGCACAGUCUUCAAAUCAGUUACCUCUGCAGCCUGAGCUGAAAGAGUUUGAACAUACAGUCCCUCAGUCAAACGAAAACUUCUUUUCAUUUGAUGACGACCUUACCCAAGAUAGCAUUGUGGAGGAGCUGGUGCUCAUGGAGGAGCAAAUGUCCAUGAAUAAUUCUCAUCCUUAUGGUGGUUGUCUAGGAAUGGCGCUUCAGAGUCAGACUGCAGCUCAAGGAGCUCCCGUGUCAUCUCAUCCAAGCAGCGUGCACUUUUACCAUUCGAUCCAUAACAACAGCACUCCGAUUCACACUCCCACUCCCACCCCCACCCCAACUCCCACCCCCACCCCAACUCCAACGCCCACCUCUGAAAUGAUUGCUGGGUCUCAGAACAUGUCCCGAGAGAGCCCUUGCUCGAGGCUGGCUCAGACGACUCCCGUGGACAGUGCUCUAGGGAGCAGCCGGCAUACACCCAUCGGCACACCGCAUUCCAACUGCAGCAGCAGUGUCCCUCCGAGUCCUGUGGAAUGCCGAAACCCCUUUGCGUUUACUCCCAUCAGCUCCAGCAUGGCUUACCACGAUGCCAGCAUUAUAUCCAGUAGCCCCGUGAAGCCGAUGCAGCGGCCUAUGGCUACCCAUCCCGACAAAACCAAGCUUGAGUGGAUGAAUAACGGCUACAGUGGAGUCAGCAAUUCGUCAGUUGCAAACCACGGCAUCCUGACGAGCUAUCAGGAGCUGGUGGAAGACCGCUUCAGGAAACCUCACGCUUUUGCCGUUCCUGGCCAGUCGUACCAGUCUCAGCCGCGCCACCACGAUACCCACUUUGGCCGCGUGACUCCGGUUUCGCCAGUGCAGCACCAGGCAGCCCCUGUCAGUAGCACCACCAAGCAAGAGGGCUUUGCUGUUCCUGCUCCUUUGGACAACAAGGGAACCGGUUCCUCUCUCAACAACAGUCUGAGGUGCCGGAGUGUGAGCCCUGCUGUCCAUCGCCAGCGUAAUCUCAGUGGAAGCACUGUUUACCCUGUUUCGAAUAUACCACGCUCUAACCUGACACCUUUUGGAAGUCCAGUGACUCCUGAAGUUCACAAUGUAUUUGCUAAUAUCCAUGCAGACACCAGUGCCAAUAACAUAGCACAAAGAAGCCAGUCGGUCCCGUUGACUGUGAUGAUGCAGACGGCCUUCCCGUCUCUUCAGAAACAAACAAACACUAAAAAAAUCACCAAUGUGUUGUUAAACAAACUUGAUUCUGAUAGCGAUGACGCAGUGAGAGGUUUGGGAGUGAACAACAUGCCCUCAAAUUACACAGCCAGGAUGAAUCUCACUCAGAUUUUGGAGACAUCCGCUGCUUUUCCUAGUGCCAACCCACAAAAUAUGAUCAAUUCCAGCACUUCAGUUUAUGAAUUCCAAACACCAAAUUACCUCACAAAAAACAGCAGCACCGAUCAGAUCAGUUUUUCUUCUGGAGAUAACCAAGCACAAUCAGACAUCGGAGAGCAGCAAUUAGAUUUUAGCAGCACUGUAAAAGACCUUUUAGGGGAGGACAGUCUGCCAACAAACCAGCAGCUGGUGAAUCAGGUGGCAUCAGAUCUCAAUAACGUUGCAUCUGUCUUUCCCAGCGACAUCAGGUUGUCUUCCGAGCUCUCAGGCAGCAUUAACGAUCUGAACACUUUAGACACAAAUCUACUGUUUGAUCCAGGUCGUCAGCAGGGACAAGACGAUGAUGCUACACUGGAGGAAUUAAAAAACGACCCCUUGUUUCAACAAAUCUGCAAUGAAUCCAUUAACUCAAUGACUACAUCAGGUUUUGAGUGGAUGGAGAGCAAGGAUGCUGUUGAAAUGUUGGGUUAAUCUUGUUUUAUAAUAUGUAUGUAGCACACUGUAUCUAAAAGACAGACGUAUUGUAUUUGUCUUAAUGGAAGUGCCUCCCGCAGCAGAAACACUUGCUAUGUAUUGUGGCAUUUUAAAAAAAGUUUGCUGUAUCCGUUGCUCAUUCUUCAGCAGGGAAGAUGCAGUCUUACCAAUUUUAGACAAAUCUCUGAAGGUGAUGGGCUAUCAAAGAGCCAGUAUUAAACUUUGAAUUUUCUAGUGUUUCCCACUUGACAUUUCUUACUGUAGCAAAUAACGAAGUGGUUGACAGCCAGCCGGCAGAGACAGCUAUGGCUGAGGCUUUGGGAGGGUUUAAGCUCAUUAGUAGGCUUUCCGUACAUUGUGUUGCUUGUUACUUCUUCGUAGCUGAUCCUUACUGACCUUUGUCAUUGAGGUUUGGAAUGCAGGGUGUGUGCAGCCAGGCGGGUGGUGGGGGGUGGGUACCAGUGACCCAGGCGACGUGCAGGUGCCCGAGUGUUGCGUAGCUGUUGUGAGCGCUGCUCGGUGGGAGCUGGGGAAGUCUCUGUAGCAGUGGUGCCAUUGACAUCUCUACCAAAAUGCAGAGAGAGGAAAAACUAACAGGAAUGAUCAAGGAAAAAGGAAGAUGCACUAAAUUUUUUAUGUAAGAGAAAUAAAUCUAUGUAGUUAUUUUAGCCAUUAAUAUUCAUGGCAUACUUGAUAUUUUAGUUCUCACUUCAAUGUUUUUAUAUUAAGUAGAAUUCAUACGAAAAGAUUUUGAGCACUGAGAUUUAAUCUAGGCAUAACACCCUAUUUUAAAGUGAUAGGUACUGUUUAAUUAUUUAUCAAUGCUAGAGAAGGAACGUGGUAUUUUCCCUCUCUUUUUUUUAAAUAGAAGAGCUGCUGGAGCUCAUUAAAAUACUAUUUUUCAAGAUUAAUUUUUUAAGUUUGCUCUUUCCUAACCUAGUGGAGGGUACGGGAAGAUGUUAUUUUCUGUAUUUCACUAGGUUGAGCCUUUCUGUAUUUCUUGCUCGCUCUCAAACAAAAGAUUAAAAUAUUAGAAAAUGUGAUUGAACUAAAUAUGUUUUGUAUAGAGCCAUAAUACUGCCAGGCACUUUACUGAUACGCAGUAAGACAUGUGAUCUUUCUUUCGGUAAAACUUCUUUUAAACGUACUUACUGUUUUAGAAGCCUGAAUUCCAUUUUCAAAGUGAUUGGACAGGAUUGGUGCAUCUAAGUUUUUUAGAAGUCCUUAGCUGCCCCUCUGGAAAAUGAGAUUUAGACUUCUGCCUCACUAGUUCACUUGAACCAAAAAAGACUUUUUGUUUUAUCGGCAUGGCAUGGAUCUCUCUAAUGGUGAAAAAUGAGAGGUACUGAACCGGCCAUGGCCCUGACACUGGAAAGAGGACUUGCAGAGGCCAGCUUUUACAAGUGAAGUGCUGCACUGAGGAUGCUAAAAUACCAUCCCUUAGGCUUAGUAUGAGAUUGAUUAUUUCUCCUGUGAACUGACGCAGAACGGAAAACAGCAGAAAACAUUUUCUUCUCUUGCAUCACCUCUUUGAACGAGCAGACAUGAAUUUGUGAGGGGUAGGCACAAUAUGUCCCCCUAGAUUUACUUAAGGGGAAGAUGCUCAGAUUUUUCGGGUGAUUCAUGUUUGUUUAAGUGUCUUGGUGGUCUUCCGUUUCUUCAGUUUUUGCUAAUGACUUGAGAUCCCAGUACUGAUCAACUCUUUUGGCGGUGCUGAUUCAACCUGUGCUGCUGCAUUGGCACUGAGGUGCUGGUGUACCAUGGCUUCUCUUGCUCUUGCCCAAAUUCACCACCACUCUGUGGCCUCUUCUGCAGGGACAAACAGUUGUGCCAAGCUCUAGCACCUUAUGGGGCCUGACUUCACUGUGCUUGCAUCGGACGUUUUGCUGCUUUGUUAGGAACAAACUUGGAGAGUUUGAAUCCCUCCGUGAAGCACAUGGAUGUGCAAUGGUGUACUUUGCAUCAUGUAAGACCAAGUGUCCGUUUAAGGUUUUGUUAAGGAAAUGGGAGGAAAUUAAAAUCUGCCUGAUAGCCUCCUGCUUGUUACCUUGCCAGGUGUCUGUUGGUAAGGCUUGAACCAUUCCUCUUGUAGACUGAAGUCGCUGAAGGCAGGGCUUGAGUUUUGUACCUGCCUGUGGCCUCUUGCCAGAGAUGUGCUGAAUGUCCUCUGACCUUUCUGACUUCACUGGUUCUCAGAGACACUCAGUGCCUCUUUUUUUUUUAAUCUUUUUUUCUUUUUUCUUUUUUACAUUUUUCUCUUUUUUCUUUGUUCGUGUUUUCUUUUUUCUUUCUUUGACCCUGUGUGAAGUGCCAGCACAUCUGUGAAGAGGUGACACCUGCCUUGGGGUGGAGAGGGCUGGCGAGAAGCCACACGUGUGCUUCGGCAGCCUGUGCAUCUGCGUGACGCGCUGGCCUCUCCUCCAGCUCACUGACACUGACGUGGGCUUGCGGGAAAUCAGCUUUUCCUUGACUUCACUAAGUUUUUAAGAACAUUUCUCAGAAAAGCAAGAGUAGAUUUGAAGCUGAUGCGUUCUGAAUUAUGCAGCCGUCACCAAAGGUUAUGGAAGUGCGUUUAAUAGAAUAAUUCUUAAAUACAAGCAUUACACUGGGCCUAAUGUGUGACUUAAUUAGCGGAAAUAUUCUAUAAUCAGUGGAUUUAAAGCAAAAAUGUAUUUAAUUUAAGAAGUGUUAAAUUCAACAAGGAUUGUUUCAAGUAAAAUCCAGGGCACAGGCACAGCUUUGUAGAUUGGGAUGUAUUAUUUUAGAGGUGUAUGUGUGUUGGUGUUAUAAUUGAUGAGGUUAGGUCCCUGACCUUAGCACUAGCGGAGUUCUUUACUAUACAUUGAGACAGAGCACUACUGCACACCAAAGUAUGCAAUACCCAAAGGAAAAUUCUGUGAUUCUAGCAAAUGGAAGCCUGUCUGUGUCAGAUACUCCAAAACUGAGAAUUUGCGACAGUUCUGACCCCUUGUUUACAUUAUUGGCUUCCUACUAAGGUGAUAAAUAAAUUAUUUUGAUAGCAGUUUUUGCUAAAGUAUACAAACUAGUGAAUUUGUACCCUGUGUACAGUAUUGCAGCAAACACUUUAAAUUUGGUUGGUUAGUCCAGCAAACUUUCUGGGUUCAUAUAUUGCACUAAAAUUCUGUUGAACCUGUGGCAGGCACAUUCCUUAGGAUAAAUGCAACAAAUACGGCCCACAGAUUAAAAAAAAACUUUAAAAAGCAAAACAAACAAAACCUUUUUAAUGUGUUUCAUUAUUAAAAGGCAAAUGUCAUUAAAAGUGACAGGUGAAAUUGUCUUAUGUAGCAAUGUGCAUUGAUCUCAAUGAGAUAUUUCUAUUUCUUAUUCUCUUACAUGAGAAUAUUACAGCAGGAAAAAUUAAGUUUAGUUUGCUUCACCAUGUUAAUACAUGAUCACAAAACGUGCAUGAGUGUUAAUGACUUAAUCUUGUACAGUACUAGAUAUAUUCCUGUAACCACUUUUAUUUUUUUUAUUCUUUUGCUGUAUUGAAACUGGUUCAGUGUUAACCAGGUGAGCAUAGUUAUUCACAAGUUAUUUACUUUUUUAUGUUAACUAAUUCAGCUUAGUUAUUGUUGAAUAUGUUCUUUUCUUGGAUUAUUUUUUAUUGUUCUGGUGUUGAAAAACAUUUUUGCAUCAUUUUAUCAUGAGAAGAAUUCAUGAAGUAAAUAAUUUGCAAAUAAUUGCAAUAAGCACUGACUUCUGAACUGAAAAGAAGGAAAGCGUUUCUUGUGCAGUGCAUCUGAGGUUCAUAUAAUAGUCUUGUACUAUACUGUGCUUUAUUUACUGCACCGUAAGGAGAGGGAAAUCCCUGUUCCACGUUUUCAUUUAGUGCAGGAAAUCCAGUUUCUCCCCUCUUCCCCAGUGUUUUGUUGUCUGUUGUACUGCUGAAACUACAGUAGUUGAAUAUUGCAGUAGCAUUUCAGUUAUUUUUUUUAUUGAAAGUGCUCAAAAAUUGUUUUUUAAAUGUUUUCAAAAACAAUAAAAACAUUUUUUAUUAAAAUGA